Messenger RNA from Chlamydomonas reinhardtii, 6148 nucleotides. RefSeq lists its product as uncharacterized. The transcript has 3 exons. The coding region runs from base 360 to 3374 and encodes 1004 amino acids. The record is from RefSeq and is a predicted model, not a curated record. Lineage: Eukaryota; Viridiplantae; Chlorophyta; Chlorophyceae; Chlamydomonadales; Chlamydomonadaceae.
CUUUAUAUCCCAUUUUACUGGUUGCAUGCGUUCGACUGCGAGGUGUCAGCCUGGGCCGCUGACGUUUACCUAACAGGACUUCCGAUUGUGACUUCCCGAUGAUGCGCUCCACUGCAGGUGCGCGGCACCCUCUCCUCGUGGCCCCCGGGAAUGCUUAUAUAUGUUAUAGCGUGACUGUAGUUAACAUACGGCGUUAUUCGGGCCUCGAGAGCCUCCAGCGACUUGAUACCCUUCCAGCGUAAUUGGUUCGCGGCGUGAAACCUGAGGGUUACCGAGCUUAAGGAGCUUCUCUGUGGGUAGUUUAAGGAUUAAACAUGCACGAACGCAGUUAAACGCCUGGUAUUGCGACUGCUGGCGACAUGGAUGCGCCCAAUUCACCGCUGCCGGUGCACGAGCUGCUCAAGCUUGCAGCCACCGCAAAUGUGCAGUCACAGGACAUUGUGCGUGACAUGGAGCAGCAUCUUCGGUCCAUGGCGGAGCAGGCUGAAUCGACUCGCUUCAUUCUCGAGGCGGCUCUGAAGCUGCGGGGCGGCGACCGGAAGCUGAAGCGACCUUCAACAGAGCCCCCCUCGCGCUCGCUGUCGGCGCCGCUAGAGGGCACUGCCGCCGCUGCCGCCUCGCCGCCCCAGCCGCCGUGCUGGCCGUCCACCAGCGCCGACACCCGUCCCGACUGCGCUACCCCCCAUGACGACCUCUACCUCGAUCACGACCCAGAUCACGACAUGGACCUUGAUGGUCCCGAUGGCCACGACGCCGGCGGAGUGACCGAUGAGGCCGAGGGCGAGGUCAAGGUCGAGCAGGUGGUGAUGGAGCGGGAGCUGGGGAUCGCAAUCAAGCGGCUUCGGCAUUACGAUGCGGCUGUCACGGCGGCGGCGGCGGCGGCGGCUGUGGACCCGGCGGCCCUCGCCGGCGCCGCCGCCUCCUCGCCCCUGUGCGCCUCCUCCCCCGCCUUCGCCUCCUCCGCCUGCGGCACCGGCACCGCCGCCACCGCCACGGGGCAUACGGGCAACACCGGGCGUACGGGGCAUACAAGCUACACCAGCAGCAGCAGCGGCUGCUGGCCGCAUCACGGCGGCACCCACAGCACCAACAGCUCCGCUACCGGCAUGGGCAACACCACCACCUCCCUGACCCACAACCCCAAACCCAACCACCUCAACCACCCCAACCAGCCAAGCCACCCCCUCUAUAACUCGUGCUCCACCGCUCGCGCCCCCGCGAGCCAUCAUUGCGGCGGCAGCACGCCGACGGCCAGGGGCUUCCCCGCCUCGCUGCCGCCCUCACCGUGCCUGCACGCCGCCUCGUCGCCGCUGCCCACCACAGCAGACACGCCCGCAGCGACUGCGCCGCCGCCGCUGCCGGCGGCUCCCUCCGGCACCGGCUGUAACGGUGGGCUGCUGUCGCCCCCGCAGCCGCCGCAGCCGCAGCCGCUCAGCCGCAACAUGGGGGCAGCCGCAGCUGCUGCAAUCGGGUGCGGUGUGACGCCAGCGUCGGCGGGGCCUCUGGUCAGCCCUUUCAGCUGCCCCCCGCCGCUGCCAUCAACACAGCAGCCCCAGCCCCCGGCCCAGCCCCAGGCCCAGUCACAGGCCCAGCCGCAGCGUCAUGAGCUUCUGCAACACCUGGUGGGUAGGGUGCAGGUCGCGCCAGUGACCCGCACCUUCUCCGCCGCCACCGCCGCCGCCGCUGCUGCCACGUCGCCGCCGCUGCAGGGCUCCCAGCAAGAGCCGGCGGCGGCGGCUGCCGCACUGCUCCAUCAUGGCGCAGCGGCGACGACGGCGGCCGCCCACGCCCGGUCCAUCUCAGAUUGCAGUAGCAGCCACGGCCUCCAGGGCUCUGCCGCGCCCGCUGCUGCUACAGCCAUGCGCCGGUCACCUGCCACACCCGCUGCGCCUGUGCAACUGUUUGGCUCCGCAGCGGCUGGCGGCGGCGCCGCCGCCGCUGCCGCUACGCACCAGCAGCAGCACCAGCAGCAGCAGCUGCAGCAGCUGGGCGCUGUGGCCUGGCGGCCCCGCGGCGCCAGCGAGGGCGGCUUCCGCGCGCAGCAGCUGGCGGCGGCAGGGCUGCAGCAACAGCACUACAGGAUGGCGCAGCAGCCGCUACAGCCGCUGCAGCCGCUACAGCCAUUGCAGCCGACGGAGCGGCUGGGCACCUCGCUGGUGGACCAGCACCAGCAGCUGUGUGAGGAGUUCAGGCAGCAGCAGGAGCGGCUGCGGCAGGCGCAGCAGCAUCACGAGGAGCUGGCGCGGCGGCAGCUGCAGGAGAUGAAGACCGGAGCGUCGGCGGCGGCGGCGCAGCCGCCAGCGGCGGCGGCAGCCACUGCACUGCUGCUCCAGACGGCGUCGUCGGCUCCCGCGAUAGUGCCAGUGGCCGCCGCGCUGCAGCCCAUCCCGGUCGUCCUGGCACCGGUGGUUGCGAGGAGCGCAUCGCUGGCCACGGCAGCGGGGCCCCUUGCUGGCAGCGCCUUCACCACCGCCGCUGCAGCCGCCGCUACCGUGCCUGUGCUGGGCGCCUCAACGUGCGAAGCAGCCCCUACGCUCAGGCAGCGGCAGCAGCAGCAUAGGCAGCUACCGCCGCGCACGGCGUCGAGCCACGGCGGCGUGCGCAUCCUCCGCAUUCCCCAAGCGGCAGUGGUGGCGGCCGGCGGCGGUGGCGCGAUGCAAGCAGCGCUGUGCGCCCCUGCGCCCGGGCCUGCUGCUGACAGCGCCACGGGCGUUGGCAUCGGCCAGCCCUGCAUCGGUGGCGCAACCGCGGCGCCGCUGCAUGGAUUUCAGGCGCUGUUGCAAGCCGGCGGCGGUGAAGCCGGCGGCAUGCCCUUCAGCUGCAGCAGGUACAACAGCGGCGGCGGCGGCAACGGCAGCGGUUUCCUUCUCCUGCCGCGGGAUGCCGUGUUGCCGCCGCUGGGUCCGCAGGGUGAGCCGCGCCCGUCGCACAUGCCUCUGCAGCAGCAGCAGCAGCAGCAGCCGGUGCAGGUGAUUCCGCUGGUGCCGGUGCCGCCGUCGCUGCGCCCUACGUCCAUGCAGCCGGGCUUCCAGCAACCUGUCAGCGGCGGUAGCGGCGGUGGCUUCCCGCCGUCUGGCUUCCCAGCGCCGGCUGCGUCGUCCAGGCCGCUGUCGGCUCCCCUGUACGUGUCAUCGGCAUCGGCGCCAGGCCCCGCCCAGCCGCAGCAGCUGCAGCAGGUGCCCCCAGCCUCAUGCAUAUCCGCGCCGCUGCCGCUGGCGGGUCGCCCUGCCUCUAGUGCUUCCGCUGCCGCCGCCGGUGCUGCGGGUACAGGGGCUGGUGGUGCGGGCGCGGCCGACUGCGGGCUGCCUCUUUGGCCGGCGGGUCACGACGAGGACGACUGGGACCAACUGCUGGAGCGUGUGGGCGCCAUGUAGCAGCGUGGCGUGAUCGAAUCGGAAUCCAACCCGGAAAGGCAAUGCUCAGUCUACGCUCAUGUCAGCGGUGAUGUCGGCGAUGAAAUAUACGCCCGGGCGCGGGGGGCGCCCAGAAGGAUUUGAUCAACUCGCAAGUUCGAAGUGCUGAUCGGGAGAAAGGUAUAUGUCGGGACAGGCUUAUCGCGGGAUGGCCGGUGGCGCUGCGGCCGACGCGGCGCCAUCAGAUGUCGUUUGGAGGUCAUAAUUGUGAACCUGCAUGCGUCAUGCAUGCACGGCUUCAGCGAUCAACUUCUGCAUUAUACCUAGUAUUUACAUAAACGAAGCAGGCUGGCCGGCUAUCUUCGGUGUGGGUGUCACGCACACAGACAUGGACGCACGCAAAUACGCAUGUGUGCGUUUCCCCCGGAAGACAUGUAGACAAACAUAGCGCUCGAAUCGAUAGUUGCAACGUUAUUUGUUGUGUUAUGUCAACGUGUUCCUGCUCUAGUAAGCAGGUAUUUGCUGUAGGCGGCAUAGCGCGGUGUUGUCACGCGCAUGCGUAUGGGGGGCAGGGAGGUCAGAGGUUGACUUGGUACUCUCCCAUCGUGUCGUGUUGUGUCGGUGCGUUUGAAUCUUGGAGUAUGUCUUGCGAUAGGGUUUGCCGUACCGUGCGCACAGAGCGCACAGCAGUGGGUGGGCGCUUAUAAACAAUCGCUUCGCCGACUGACUCAAAAGAUGCCCCCGAUCUUUAUCAUAACGAAUACAGUCCGUUUAGCUGUUUGUUUCUCGGCCUGGACAUUCUCAGGCUUUCGCAUUGUGUGCGUUCCGUUGUAUGAUGUUGGAGAUGGCUGGCACGUUGCCAGGGGGUGGCCGCGCGGCCUGCCCCAUAGCGCCCAUUCCUCACCGGAUCUCACUGCAUACCAGAGAAGCCGGGCGUGUGUGUCUUUAUCCAGCAACUGCAUAGAUUGGCGUUCGGGCGUUCCGGCGGGCGUUCCGGCGGGAAUUGCAGGAGUCGCAUGUGCAUGAGCUGCAAGGGACUAAUCGGCGUGGGCUGACGUUGACUGGGACGACGGUGGAUUGCAGGCUGACGGAAACGGAACUGCGAGUGGCGGGUGCUUGGGGUGGUGGCCGGGGCUUUUUUUGCGGGAGGAGAACGCGGCCUGCGGCAGCCCAUCCGAGUAGGUGGCAGGUAUGGCAGGCAGGGAGGCUGUGUGCUGUAGGGACUGCGGGGAUGUGACAGCGACCUAUGGCAGGAGGGGCUACAAAUCUGUUCAUGAGUACGGUACAGCGCGUGGAUACAGCGGUUUAGCCGCUCAAUACCACCACCCCGAAUGUGGACCGUUUACUUGGGUGGACAGCGCGUCCGAACCAACUGAAAGGGCUGCGCGCAGGGAUACCCAACAAUAUUAAUCGGACCCGGCUGAGUUCAGUACGUCAUAUGCAUAUGCAUAAUCCAUCCCUCUAUUUAGCAAUGACUUUCGUGCGGCGCGUGCGCGGUGUUGCGCGUGAGGGGUAUGUGGAGGCGUGAUGUGGGCGAAGAAGCAGUGGCGAAGAGACGUUUUGGGUUUUACGGUUGCUCGGGCUCCGACGGUGGCGCCUAUUGGUUCGUGGGGUGGUAGAAUACAUCCCGCGUUGCGCCACACACUAAGCCGUGUGAUCCGGCAUACCGCAUGCACUUGAUAAUACCCAGCAAUGUUUUAGAUAUUGCUUGUGGGGUUUGCUUUGCUUGUGGUGGGACAUUGUCAGGGUUUAGACACAUACGCUGUACGGUUCCCUGGCGCCCUACCGUCCGCUGCUGCGGGUGGCACGUGGCAUGUGCAGCAGGGCCGGCUGGGGGCCUGGGGGUUGCCACAGCUCUAGGGAGAAGGGGGGUUGCGGAGAUGAGGUGGGGUGCCUGGAUUACGUCGAUAUGCCGGUACAGGCAUGGAGCGCAGGCAACGCAGCCUGUCUCACCUCGUCUCGCGCCUGCCAUGGCCGGAUGCGUGGUGUUUGGCGCUUGGUGCAUUUGCUGUGUGGGCCCUGCGUUGGCUCACUGAAUGCACGGGCUGCUAAUAGUAUCGCGGGCAAUGUUGCCGGUCGAUCCAUGUUACCUUUCCAAUGACCUCCAUCAAGGAGAGUGGGCUGGGUGGCGAACGAGCAUGCGCCGGAUCUAAGACGCGGGAUGCAUAGUACGCGGGCGGGGAUUUGGGAUUUCGGGAGCGUGCCCGCUGCGUUGCGGCAGCAGAGUACGCUAUGCAUGCCACUCAUGUGGUUGGGGUGUGCGAAGAAUGCAUGGAAGCGCCAUUGGAUUUUAGUUCCAAGGCAGAAAGUUUACAUUGAACAUUAUACGGCGUACGGUGUGUCGCGAUUCGUCGCCCGAGGGGGGCGUGGUCGCAGCGUCAGGCGCGACUACUGUCGUGUCCUCGGUGUGACCAGUUAGGCAUACGUAUGGGCUUGACUGCUGACGCGCGUCCUCUUUUUUGUUUUUUGUGAGGGGGGGACUGACUGGCUGGGAAGGCCGCGCGCCGAUACACACUGACGCACUCACGCGCAUCACGGCUUCUGCCUGCUGCCAACGCGGCACGGUGCCACGAUGCGCGGAGGCGGAGUGGGAGGCGCACAGUGUUUUGAAGCAGUUGAGGAGCCGUAAAGAACAAGUACGUUGAAGUGCCGCUGAGCCGAGGGCGGGGAUGUGAAAGGGAUUGUGGAAAAUGGCGCCAGGUGGCUGUGUGGCAAGAUUGGCAACGGCCCACCCGGGCCGAAAGGGAUCAGGGAUUCUGCAGUGCUUUUGAUUGUAACAUCUAUUGUGAAGGAUA